AUGGCGGACUCAACGUCACACGCGCCUGCUCUGCAGACGAAUAUACCGGGCGGUGGCUUCGACGAGAAGUCAGCUGCACCUCCCGCCCAGGCUUCGAAGCCCAAGGUUGAGGAUGAUGAGGAUGAGGACAUCGAUGCCCUGAUUGAGGACCUCGAGUCUCAUGAUGGACACGGUUUGGAGGAGGACGAUGAGGACGAGGCUGCCCAGCCGGGCGGUGAACGUAUCAUUCCUGAGGAGAUGCUGCAGACCGAUACCCGUAUCGGUCUGACUGAUCAGGAGGUCGUUGCUCGUCGUCGCAAGUUUGGUCUGAACCAGAUGAAGGAGGAGAAGGAGAACUUGGUCCUCAAGUUCCUCGGCUUCUUUAUCGGUCCCAUCCAGUUCGUUAUGGAGGCUGCUGCUGUUCUUGCUGCCGGUCUUAAGGAUUGGGUCGAUUUCGGUGUCAUUUGCGCUCUGCUUCUGCUCAACGCCUUUGUUGGUUUCAUCCAGGAAUACCAGGCUGGUUCUAUCGUCGACGAACUGAAGAAGACUCUCGCUCUGAAGGCUGUCGUUCUCCGUAACGGCACGCUGCAGGAGAUUGAGGCACCUGAGGUUGUUCCCGGUGAUAUCCUUCAGGUUGAGGAGGGUACCAUUAUCCCCGCUGAUGGUCGCAUUGUGACGGAGGAUGCCUUCCUCCAGGUUGAUCAGUCCGCUAUCACGGGUGAGUCGCUCGCUGUCGACAAGCACAAGGGCGACCAGUGCUACGCGUCUUCCGCUGUCAAGCGUGGUGAGGCUUUCGUCGUGAUCACCGCCACUGGUGACAACACCUUCGUCGGUCGCGCUGCUGCCCUGGUCAACGCUGCUUCGGCUGGUACCGGUCACUUCACUGAGGUGCUCAACGGUAUCGGUACCAUUCUGCUGGUCCUGGUCGUCUUCACUCUCUUGAUUGUCUGGAUCUCUUCGUUCUACCGGUCGAACCCGAUUGUCCACAUUCUGGAGUUCACUCUCGCUAUCACUGUCAUUGGCGUGCCCGUCGGUCUGCCUGCUGUCGUUACCACCACCAUGGCUGUCGGUGCCGCUUACCUCGCCAAGAAGAAGGCUAUCGUGCAGAAGCUGUCGGCCAUUGAGUCGCUGGCUGGUGUCGAGAUCCUCUGCUCUGACAAGACCGGUACUCUGACUAAGAACAAGCUGUCUCUGGCUGAGCCGUACACUGUCGCCGGUGUCGACCCCGAGGAUCUGAUGCUUACUGCCUGUCUCGCUGCCUCACGCAAGAAGAAGGGUAUCGAUGCCAUCGACAAGGCCUUCCUCAAGUCGCUGAAGUACUACCCGCGUGCCAAGAGCGUUCUGUCCAAGUACAAGGUUAUUGACUUCCACCCGUUCGACCCCGUCUCCAAGAAGGUCCAGGCUCUCGUUGAAUCUCCCCAGGGCGAGCGCAUCACCUGUGUGAAGGGCGCCCCGCUGUUUGUGCUCAAGACCGUCGAGGAGGACCACCCCAUCUCUGAGGAGGUUGACCAGGCCUACAAGAACAAGGUUGCCGAGUUCGCUACCCGUGGUUUCCGCUCUCUCGGUGUUGCCCGGAAGCGUGGUGAGGGUUCUUGGGAGAUUCUCGGCAUUAUGCCCUGCAUGGACCCCCCUCGUCACGAUACCGCCCGCACGAUCAACGAGGCCAAGUCUCUGGGUCUGUCCAUCAAGAUGCUUACUGGUGACGCUGUCGGUAUUGCCCGCGAGACUUCUCGCCAGCUCGGUCUCGGUACCAACGUCUACAACGCUGAGCGCCUUGGUCUUGGUGGCGGUGGUGACAUGCCCGGCUCUGAGGUUUACGACUUUGUCGAGGCUGCCGAUGGUUUCGCCGAGGUUUUCCCCCAGCACAAGUACAACGUGGUCGAGAUUCUCCAGCAGCGUGGCUACCUCGUUGCCAUGACUGGUGACGGUGUCAACGACGCCCCGUCUUUGAAGAAGGCUGAUACUGGUAUUGCUGUCGAGGGUGCGUCUGACGCUGCCCGUUCUGCUGCCGACAUUGUGUUCCUUGCUCCUGGUCUCGGUGCCAUCAUCGAUGCGCUCAAGACUUCUCGCCAGAUUUUCCACCGCAUGUACGCCUACGUCGUCUACCGUAUCGCUCUGUCGAUCCACCUGGAGAUCUUCCUUGGUCUGUGGAUUGCCAUUCUCAACCGUUCGCUGAACAUUGAGCUGGUCGUCUUCAUUGCCAUUUUCGCCGAUGUUGCUACGCUGGCCAUUGCCUACGACAACGCUCCCUACUCCAAGACGCCUGUCAAGUGGAACCUGCCCAAGCUCUGGGGUAUGUCCGUCCUUCUUGGAAUUGUCCUGGCUGUCGGCACAUGGAUCACUGUCACGACCAUGUACGCCAACGGCGAGAACGGUGGUAUUGUCCAGAACUUCGGUAAGAUGGAUGAGGUCGUGUUCCUUCAGGUGUCUCUGAGUGAGAACUGGCUGAUCUUCAUCACCCGUGCAAACGGUCCGUUCUGGUCGUCCAUCCCGUCGUGGCAGCUGUCUGGUGCCAUCCUGGUCGUCGAUCUGCUGGCCACCUUCUUCACUCUCUUCGGUUGGUUCGUUGGUGGUCAGACCUCCAUUGUUGCCGUCGUCCGUAUCUGGAUCUUCUCCUUCGGCGUGUUCUGUAUCAUGGGUGGUCUGUACUACAUGCUCCAGGACAGCGUUGGAUUCGACAACCUUAUGCACGGCAAGAGCCCGAAGGGCAACCAGAAGCAGCGGUCCCUUGAGGACUUUGUUGUGUCUCUGCAGCGUGUGUCGACCCAACACGAGAAGUCGCAGUAA
Grosmannia clavigera kw1407 is the source of this 2766-nucleotide messenger RNA. RefSeq names its product plasma membrane ATPase. Gene Ontology annotation, biological process: regulation of intracellular pH; proton export across plasma membrane. The record is from RefSeq and is a predicted model, not a curated record. Bases 1 to 2766 code for a protein of 921 amino acids. NCBI's taxonomy places the organism in Eukaryota, Fungi, Ascomycota, Sordariomycetes, Ophiostomatales, Ophiostomataceae. The transcript has 4 exons. Gene Ontology annotation, molecular function: ATP hydrolysis activity; ATP binding; P-type proton-exporting transporter activity. Gene Ontology annotation, cellular component: plasma membrane.